Molecule: messenger RNA, 1866 nt
Organism: Caenorhabditis briggsae
Lineage: Eukaryota; Metazoa; Nematoda; Chromadorea; Rhabditida; Rhabditidae
Gene: Cbr-gad-1
Product: Protein CBR-GAD-1
Exons: 5
Coding region: 1-1866 (621 amino acids)
Biological process (GO): regulation of DNA double-strand break processing
Cellular component (GO): nucleus; site of double-strand break
Molecular function (GO): protein binding
Source: RefSeq, a predicted model, not a curated record
AUGGAGGAAUCGAUUUCCGCCAAAAAGAACUCGGAGAAGAAAGCUCGAGUUUUCGAUCUGCAAGCCAUGAUGGCUCAAGCGUUAAGUAAUGCGCCGCGAUCGGAAGAAUCUGCUCAUACACAACAAUCUGCGUCGCUUCCUUCCAGAUCGGAGUCAGGUGUCUCUUCCUCGGCUGUUUCAGAUGACGACGACGAUGAUUUCAUGCCUGCGCUUCCUCCUGGUUUCCAGAAAAACAACGACGAAGCUGGACCAUCUUCUUCAGCUGUGGACAAUACUGAAGAUAGCGACGAUAGUGAUUUCGACGAGACUGACGCUAUUUCCAUCAUCAAAUUGAUUCCUGCUGCUUGUGAGGCAAAAAUCAGACAUGGAACGCAAGCAAUAAGUGCUCUUCGGGUUGAGCCUCCCGGUGUUCGUUUUGCUAGUGGUGGUCUUGAUUAUUACGUCAAGCUAUUCGACUUUCAAAAAAUGGACAUGUCUUUGAGACACGACAAAGAAUUGCUUCCAGCCGAGAGUCAUGUCAUUAACUCUUUAGCUUUUUCACCCAACGGUGAAACCCUUGUCGUGGCCAGUGGAGAAGCCAUCAUUCGCCUUCUCGAUCGAGCUGGUAAACAAUGGUCAGAAACAGUCCGCGGAGAUCAAUAUAUUGUGGAUCUCAACAUCACCAAGGGUCACACUGCCACUGUAAAUUGCGUUGAAUUCAAUCCUCUGAACAAAAACGAAUACCUCUCUUGUUCUGAUGACGGAAGCUUGCGUCUCUGGAGUUUGGAAGAUCAUAAAGUUAUCACGAAGUGUAUCAACAAGCAUAGAAAAGUCAUCAAAACCAAAGGAGCACAUGGGAAACGUGUCAGUCCACAAGUCUGUACAUUCUCUCCUGAUGGUAAAUGGAUUGCCGCUGGAUGUGACGAUGGAUCUGUUCAAGCAUGGAAAUACGGAUCGCAAUAUGUGAACGUAAACUACCUCGUUCGGAAGGCACACAGCGGCUCCAUAACUUCUAUUGCAUUCUCUCCGGAUUCAAAACGGCUGCUUUCUCGAGGAUUUGAUGAUACUUUGAAAAUGUGGAGCUUGGAAAAUGCCAAAGAACCUCUUCUAGUCAAAACAGGACUCGAAAAUGCAUUCAAAAGCACAGAUUGUGGGUUCUCUCCUCGCGCUGAAGUCGUAUUCACUGGAACUUCAUCUCCUAAUAAGGACACACCUGGAACUUUGCAGUUUUUCGAUCCGAUGACUUUUGAAUUAGUUUACAAAAUCGACUUCCCGGGAGUAUCCUGUCAUCGAGUUCAGUGGCAUCCUCGUCUUAAUCAGAUUAUCGUCGGAUUAUCAGAUGGAACAAUUCAUGUCUACUACGAUCAGGCAAUAUCUCAACGUGGAGUCAUGUCGUGCGUCACCAAGCCAUUGAAAAGAAAUCGAGCUUCAGAAGUUGUGCGAGAGGAUAUGGUUCUAUCGCCACUGUCUUUGGAAAUGUUCCAGCCUCGUGGAGAAGAAGGGGAAGAGAAGGAGGUUACUGGAUGGCGAAUCAAGAAAUAUCUUCGAAUGCAAGAUAACAAGUUGCGUCCAGAGUUUCGAAAGCCUGCCGACAUGCCAAUCAACGGAAAAAGUGCGAAUGGACGUGUUGCUGCAAGUGGAGGCAGUCUUCAUUCCUACUUGGCAAAACAGAUUGGAACUGCUCGUAACGCUGAGUUCUUGCGAGAUACUGACGUUCGUGCUAGUAUUUUGAAACACGCUAAAGACGCUGAAGAAAAUCCAUUGUACAUUGAUAAAGCGUACCGAAAGACUCAACCGAAAAAGAUUUUCCAAGAUACAACAGUCGAGCCAGAAGACCAAGACGACGAAGAGCUGCAACCUGUAUUCAAGAUGCCAAGAACGAAGUAA